Molecule: messenger RNA, 786 nt
Organism: Morchella importuna
Lineage: Eukaryota; Fungi; Ascomycota; Pezizomycetes; Pezizales; Morchellaceae
Exons: 1
Coding region: 1-786 (261 amino acids)
Biological process (GO): SRP-dependent cotranslational protein targeting to membrane, signal sequence recognition; SRP-dependent cotranslational protein targeting to membrane
Cellular component (GO): signal recognition particle, endoplasmic reticulum targeting
Molecular function (GO): 7S RNA binding
Source: RefSeq, a predicted model, not a curated record
AUGUCGCGCCACGCCCAGAUCGAAGAAGUCUCCGACUCCGACCCCGAAGACAUGGACAUCUCCCUCUUCGACCCCCGCAACAAGCCCACCCUCCCCACCACCGCCCCGCCCUACACCCCCACCCCCUCCACCUCCGGCCAACCCCCCUCCUUCAACCCCGCCUUCCUCCCCACCUCCUCCGACCCCUCCACGCACUACGUCUCCGCCGGCUCCGCCACGCUCUACAAAUCCUACCACUGCCUCUACCCCGUCUACUUCGACAGCACCCGCAGCCGAUCGAGCGGGCGCCGCGCCCCGCGCGCCCUCUCAAUCCCCAACCCGCUCGCCCGCGCCCUCGUCGACGCGUGCGCCUCUCUGCGCCUCAAGACCGUGUUCGAGCCCGGCAAGACACACCCCAAGGACUGGGCCAACCCGGGGCGUGUGCGCGUGCUGCUGCCGCGCGAGGGGAACGGCGCGACGGGCGACGUGAGCAGUAAGUUUGUGCUGUACCAGAAGGUGGGGGAGUGGCUGGUGGCGCAUCCGACGGCGCCCGAGGACGUGCUGAAGGUGCGUAUUCCGGGGAUGCCGUUUGAUGGGAAGGUGCCGAGUGCGCCGGAGGCGCCGAGGGGGUGGAAGAUGGGGAGUGUGUUGCCGCUGCAUAGUGCGGCGUUGAGUGGGGGUGGGGUCAGCGAUGAUGUGUUUGGGGAGAUGAUGAGGGAUAUGGGCUUGCCGGGGGUGGCGGGGCCGGGGGCCGAGGGGGGUGAGGUGGUGAAGAAGGAGAAGAAGGAGAAGAAGAAGAAGAGGUAG